CUUAGUGAUAGUACAUAUGGCUAUCUCCGCUACCCACCUUGCCAUUCAUCGAGGCCCCAGCGGAAGACCGUUCAGAGGCCUACAAUUUGUUUAAAAGAAGGUUCACCGCUGCUCCGCAUGGAUGGUGCGCCAGCUGUCCCGAACCUCUGGAACCGACAGCUUUUAGCUUCCAAUCCCACGGAUCCUCUGUCUCAUCUCUAGAUAUUGCUACCCUCCGUGCAUUCACAUAUCGUCAAGCAAGGCAACGCAACCCCACUGUGUGCAUAAUUAUACAAUACGCCAAAACGUUAUUCACAAUGUCGGCCACAAGCGUCCAGCUCGCGGGCAACGCAGCUACCGCCGCCCACUUCGACAGCCUACUCCAUCUGGUGAACCACAAGGAUGAAGCUGUCAACGAAGCCCGGCAUGCACAGAAGGAACGUGAUCGCUUGGUACGUCUCAUGCGUGGCGCGCGUGUUCGGAUCCCAGACCUCCAGGCCACGAUGAGCCACUGGGCUCAAGGAGUGAACCCCGAGAUUGCGCGUCUGGAGCUUGAUUCCCAAAAGGCAUUGGCAGAGAUCCUACACCGCCCCGAGGACUCAGGUCGUCUCAAGAAGAUGAACAGGUCCGGCGUUGCUCUCUUCGGUGCGUCCUGGUGGGCGUAUGCGCCGUAUGAAGCCCUCCUCAUCGCCACGCUCCUCUCCAUCUGGCUUUUUGUGUGGGACGACGAGUCCGACUCGGUCGAGUUCUCCGACCUCAUCAACGACUUUGAGAGGUCGUGUGCUUUCCGAAGGGAGACCAUGGCGUACAUUGAGGCGAGCAUGCAGAAGAACCGCACAGUCGACCUGUCCAGCAUCUCAACGAACUCCGUCGUCACAAACUUCAGGCCUGUUGGCGAGGCUAUUGCUACUCACUGCAACGACAGACAAGUUAAGACGUUCCUUGACGAGCUUCGAUUCUUCAUCACGAUGAGCGAGGAGGAACAGAUGUACCAAAUGACACCGAACUUACCCACCGUGGAGGAGUACAGCAACCGCCGCAUGGGGUCGAGUGCCGUGCGCGUUUGUCUUGCCAUCACGGAAUAUGCCUUUGGCAUUACGCUGCCUGACCAGGUCAUGAAUGACGAGGAUAUGGAGAAGAUCUGGAACGAGACCAACAUCAUCAUCUCGACAACCAACGAUAUCCUCUCCAUCAAGAAAGAAGUCGCUCAAGAUCAGGUCGACACACUCAUCCCUCUGCUCGCCGACCGCCUUGGCUCGCCACAAGCCUCCAUCGACCGCUCAUCACAGAUUGUGGAGGAGUCGGUGGAGCGUCUCGACGCCGCAUCCGAGAGGCUGCUGGCUCGCUACGCACAUGACGAGAAGACGCAGGCGGACCUCGGCAAGUUCAUUGAGGGCUGCCAAUAUGCCUGCACGGCGAACCUGAACUGGAGCAUGGUCUCGGGCCGCUACAGGCUGAACCUGACAACGAUGAAGGGCGGCGUUUGGGUUACCCUGUGAGGGCAAUCCCUCCGAGGAUCGGUGAUGUCUGAGUUGCCGCAAUCAUGCUUUCAAGCACAAUGAUGAAAUCGGGCGUUCUCUUGUUUCUGUUGGCGUUUGGAUCAGU
Emericellopsis atlantica is the source of this 1584-nucleotide messenger RNA. Its product is annotated as isoprenoid synthase domain-containing protein. The transcript has 6 exons. Bases 297 to 1478 code for a protein of 393 amino acids. NCBI's taxonomy places the organism in Eukaryota, Fungi, Ascomycota, Sordariomycetes, Hypocreales, Bionectriaceae. The record is from RefSeq and is a predicted model, not a curated record.